Kuraishia capsulata CBS 1993 is the source of this 2133-nucleotide messenger RNA. RefSeq lists its product as uncharacterized. The record is from RefSeq and is a predicted model, not a curated record. Gene Ontology annotation, molecular function: zinc ion transmembrane transporter activity. Bases 1 to 2133 code for a protein of 710 amino acids. Lineage: Eukaryota; Fungi; Ascomycota; Pichiomycetes; Pichiales; Pichiaceae. The transcript has a single exon. Gene Ontology annotation, cellular component: membrane; Golgi apparatus. Gene Ontology annotation, biological process: transmembrane transport; intracellular zinc ion homeostasis; zinc ion transport.
AUGGGACUGGCCAACAUAAUAGAGCUAUCUCCCUUGUUUCUGUCCUUACCGACCUUCUUCAUAUCGCUGACUUUUACCUCGGUCUCAGGCAGUUAUGCAACAACUGCAAUCCAGAGCGCUCUGCUAGCUUCCCUGGCACUCUUGUUCAUAGCCGUGCUGCGAAAUGUUGGUCUGAUACCGACAGAAACAUCAUCUGAUACUAGGAAAUCGCCAUAUGGUUGGAUUCCUACAUUUUUGUCGCUGGAAUGUGUAUUCUGCGCCAACAACCUAUUGUCACCUUCAAGAGCCAUGUCUCUAUUGAUAGUGGGGACCCUGGUGGUUUCCAUAGAUAAUCGGUCGUCAAAGUGGACAUCACUAGCCAAUGAUGUCGCUGCAAAUUCGCAGGUGAUUUUAGUAUUUGUCGGGUCUUUUAUUUGGGACCUGGCAGGAUGCUUUCAGUUCGAGACAAAGUCAGUCGCUGAGAGUACUCUGGGCUACUUACUACUUUUAGGUCCUCUCAUAUGGUGGUCUUCUAAUACAAAUUCUAGUACGGUGUGCUAUCCCUCGGUGAUGAUAUGCAACGUUUUGACGCUUUGUUCCGUGCUUUUGUUGCUACAAUUCAGUCUAACUGACUUGCAUUUGAAGGUGAUAGCUGUCAGCGCUGGUAGCUUGGUGGUGAUCAUCCUUUCGCAGCUGGAAACUGUUAGCGAGAUCGCGACUGACCCUGACUGUGACUCUUCACAGGAAAGCAAUGCUUUGAGUGGGUUUUUCAACAAAUCGUUGUUCAUGCAGGAUUAUAAGGUCAAUCUCGUUAUCAUCAAUACUGUCACACUGCUAAUCUACCACAUUAGCUUGAACACGAACACAAACUCCAUAGGAAUUGCGCUCCAAAGGUUAAAAAUUCAAAUAUUUGAGGUUGGAAUUAACUUUGCUUUGAUAUUUUUGAUCAAGCCUGUUUCCAGUGUGCCUGCCUUGACGAGAAAGCCUAGUCUAUCCACCAUGAACAGCGUCAUCGACGAAGAUGGGUUUAACGGACUGGCGUUGAUUGCACAACUCUUCAACAGCAAAGAGACCAGAUCAAUAUUCAAUUUUUUGCUUCUCAACACCUCCUUCAUGUUUGUCCAGCUGCUUUACUCUUUCAGGUCCAAGAGUCUGAGUUUAUUGAGUGACUCUCUGCACAUGUUCCUGGACUGUCUUUCUCUGUUCCUUGGUCUUUUGGCCUCGUUGAUCUCUAACAGGUCCAAGAGCUCGUUCAGUGGAAGGUAUGCAUUUGGGCUCUCCAGAAUUGAAACUUUAGCGGGUUUCGCAAACGGAUCCCUGCUGAUUGGCAUCGUCUUUGGGAUAUACAACGAAAGUGUUCGCAGGAUAUUCGAACCUGUUGAUCUUCAAAAGACUGAAGAGUUACUUUUGGUGAGUAUUCUAGGUCUUCUUGUGAACCUUGUUGGUAUAUUUGCAUUCAAUCAUGGCCAUGACCAUGGCUCUGGUGGUCACUCACAUUCCCAUUCUCACCAAGCCAAUCAGGUUGCAUCAGAACCUCACGACCACUCUCAUUCUCAUUCUCACACUCACACUCACACUCACACAACUGACCCUGUACAGCAUCAAGAACACCAGGAGCAUCCCGACGAGCCCUGUCAUGAUGAAAAAGAGGUAAAUAACGACAAUAUGCACGGCAUAUUCUUGCACAUUCUCGCAGACACCCUGGGUUCCGUUGGAGUGGUGAUUUCCACAAUCUUGAUUCGUAUCACGGGUCUUACUGUUCUGGAUCCUCUUACCUCCAUACUAAUUGCUACCUUGAUCUUGAUCUCCGCAAUACCUCUAAUCAAGUCCUCGUCCUCGAACCUGUUGUUGUCAUUGAAAGGUGGUGAUGCCCAGGAGACCAAGGUGAGAGAUACUCUAUUCGAGAUUGCCAACAUAACGGGAGUCAAAUCCUAUACGACCCCCAGAUUUUGGCCUGCUCAAGAUGACUCUUCAACUCUGACUGGAUAUCUUCAUGUUCAAUUCUACAAAAGCGAGAGCUCGACUUCGAUCAGGAGAAAGGUUGAAAAAGUCACUCAGGACUCCAAACUGUUUGGAAAGCUCUAUGUUCAGUACGAGAACGAAAUGGACGAUUGCUGGUGUCGCAGCGGCUCGGGGGUUUUCAGCUCAUAUUGA